This is a messenger RNA of Pediculus humanus corporis (human body louse), 528 nucleotides long. RefSeq lists its product as uncharacterized. Bases 1 to 528 code for a protein of 175 amino acids. Lineage: Eukaryota; Metazoa; Arthropoda; Insecta; Psocodea; Pediculidae. The transcript has 2 exons. The record is from RefSeq and is a predicted model, not a curated record.
AUGGUUAAAAUGAUUAUUUUUCUUUUUUUCGCACUCGUCAGUUUUGCCGUACGUCCAAGCCAUCAAACAACCAGAUGCGAUGCACCGAUUGUAACGGCUAAAUUUUGUAAUUCACCGACAUCCGUUUCCGUUAUUCCUCAAGUUAUUUCCUCCCCGGUCAUGAGACUCAUCAAAACAGAUUUCAUACCCCGUGGAUCGUGUUGUUCGGACGGACCGGAAUCACCACCAUUACCCGUUUUGCAAGCUCCGAGUGUUACACUUCCGGCAAUCGAAGGACCCAUUGUUGCACUUCCUUCUCCACCAAUACCGGCACCGAGAGUUUUGGCACAGCGAUGCAUAUGUACCAAAACCGUUGUCAAACCUCAAUUGAUACAACGUGAAAUAACCAUACCUAAAAUCAAACGCUUUCUCAAAAGAACCUACACUCCAGUCAUCGAAAACAUCGCAUACAAAACCAGGGCCGUACCCUGUAAACCUUGUUGUGAUUGUUGUAAUAAGUGCUCUAAUUAUCAUUCCAGAGUUUGUUAA